Hippopotamus amphibius kiboko is the source of this 2752-nucleotide messenger RNA. It is a transcript of the gene MTHFR, whose product is annotated as methylenetetrahydrofolate reductase. Bases 1 to 2091 code for a protein of 696 amino acids. Gene Ontology annotation, biological process: tetrahydrofolate interconversion. Gene Ontology annotation, molecular function: FAD binding; methylenetetrahydrofolate reductase [NAD(P)H] activity. Gene Ontology annotation, cellular component: cytosol. The transcript is spliced from 12 exons. The record is from RefSeq and is a predicted model, not a curated record. NCBI's taxonomy places the organism in Eukaryota, Metazoa, Chordata, Mammalia, Artiodactyla, Hippopotamidae.
AUGGAGCGUCCAAAACCCAAGGUCCUCCCAGCGGGGCACUGCUGCUCCUCCCUGCGCAUGCGGGCCUCGGAGGCCGGCAGCGGGAGGUUCUCAGUGCCACCCUCCAUCAGCAGGAGCUCGGCCAUGGUGAACGAACCCAGAGGGAACGGUGGCCCCAGCCCCCGCUGUGAGGGCAGCAGCAGUGGCAGCGAGAGCUCCAAGGAUAGUUCAAGGUGCUCCACACCGGGGCCGGACCCAGAGCGACACGAGAGACUCAGGGAGAAGAUGAAGCGGAGGAUGGAAUCUGGUGACAAGUGGUUCUCCCUAGAAUUCUUCCCUCCUCGAACUGCUCAGGGCGCUGUCAAUCUCAUCUCGAGGUUUGACCGGAUGGGGGCAGGUGGUCCCCUCUUCGUGGAUGUGACCUGGCACCCAGCAGGGGACCCUGGCUCAGACAAGGAGACCUCGUCCAUGGUGAUCGCCAGCACCGCCGUGAACUACUGUGGCUUGGAGACCAUCCUGCACAUGACUUGCUGCCACCAGAGCCGGGAAGAGAUCACGGGCCACCUGCACAAGGCCAAGCGGCUGGGCCUGAAGAACAUCCUGGCGCUGAGGGGAGACCCCAUAGGUGAUCAGUGGGAAGAGGAGGAAGGAGGCUUCAACUACGCCACAGACUUGGUGAAGCACAUCCGAAGCGAGUUUGGUGACUACUUCGACGUCUGUGUGGCAGGUUACCCCAAAGGCCACCCCGACGCAGAGAGCUUUGAGGCCGACCUGAAGCACCUGAAGGAGAAGGUGACUGCGGGAGCCGACUUCAUCAUCACCCAGCUUUUCUUUGAGGCCGACACGUUCUUCCACUUUCUUAAGGCUUGCUCCGAGAUAGGCAUCACCUGUCCCAUCCUCCCCGGAAUCUUCCCUAUUCAGGGCUACCACUCCCUCCGGCAGCUGGUGAAGCUGUCCAAGCUGGAGGUGCCACAGCAGAUCAAGGACGUGAUCGAGCCAAUCAAAGACAACGACGCCGCCAUCCGCAACUACGGCAUCGAGCAGGCGGUGAGCCUGUGCCAGGAGCUUCUGGCAAGCGGCCUGGUGCCAGGCCUCCACUUCUACACCCUCAACCGUGAGAUGGCCACCACGGAGGUGCUGAAGCGCCUGGGCAUGUGGACCGAGGACCCCAGGCGUCCCCUGCCCUGGGCCGUCAGUGCCCACCCCAAACGCCGGGAGGAAGAUGUCCGUCCCAUCUUCUGGGCCUCCAGACCAAAGAGUUACAUUUACCGCACCCAGGAGUGGGAUGAGUUCCCCAACGGCCGCUGGGGCAAUUCCUCCUCUCCAGCCUUUGGGGAACUGAAGGACUAUUACCUCUUCUACCUGAAGAGCAAGUCCCCAAAGGAAGAGCUGCUGAAGAUGUGGGGGGAGGAGCUGACCAGUGAAGAAAGCGUCUUCGAAGUCUUUGCCCACUACCUCUCAGGAGAGCCGAACCAAAACGGCUAUGAAGUGACUUGCCUGCCCUGGAAUGACGAGCCCCUGGCGGCCGAGACCAGCCUGAUGAAGGAGGAGCUGCUGCGGGUGAACCGGCGGGGCAUCCUCACCAUCAACUCCCAGCCCAACAUCAAUGGGAAGCCGUCCUCUGACCCCGUCGUGGGCUGGGGCCCCAGCGGGGGCUAUGUCUUCCAGAAGGCCUACUUAGAGUUCUUCACUUCCCGAGAGACAGUGGAGGCGCUUUUGCAGGUGCUAAAGAAGUACGAGCUCCGGGUGAAUUACCACAUCGUGGAUGUGAAGGGUGAGAACAUCACCAACGCUCCCGAGCUGCAGCCCAACGCAGUCACUUGGGGCAUCUUCCCUGGGCGAGAGAUUAUCCAGCCCACAGUGGUAGAUCCGGUCAGCUUCAUGUUCUGGAAGGAUGAGGCCUUUGCCCUGUGGAUCGAGCAGUGGGGCAAGCUGUAUGAGGAGGAGUCCCCAUCCCGCAUGAUCAUCCAGUACAUCCACGACAACUACUUCCUGGUCAACCUGGUGGACAACGAGUUUCCGCUGGACAACUGCCUGUGGCAGGUGGUGGAAGACACGUUUGAGCUUCUCAACAGGCCCCCCUGCAGCGAGAGGGAGACGGAGGCGCCAUGACCCUGUGCCCUGACACCCUUAGUUUGAGGCCACUGUGUCCUGCCUUCCUCCUCUCCGUCCUGCUUCUCUGGGAGACCCCUGUUCUCCUUCGUUUCUCCCCACCGCCUGACAUGAUGAUGGCAGCUAGACUGGUGUGAGGCUCCCGGGCUCUGGCUGGACCUGAGUCUGCCCCACGCGGGAGCCUGGCGUUCCCUGCUCAGCUGAAAGUCUGUGCUCUGGCGGGGAGCAGCCCCAUCCCGCAGAGGAGCACGUGGGCGGGUAGCAUCCUCCCUGAGAAGGGUUGUUGCUGACAGAGCCCCCAGAAGCCAGCCUGGGACUGCCAGUGACCUUGCUCUUGGGGCCUGUGGAGGAUGGGCAAAGCGAACAUGGCAGCAGGCGCUGUGGGAUUGCAGAGGAGGCGUGGCAAGGUCAAGGCGCUGCAGCCUUCCACCUCCAAGGCGUUGGCAGCUGCGCGCUACCCACCUGGGAAUGAAGGGGCGGACCACUGCCCUCCAGGCACCGGCCCCUGGACGGACCUUGGACUGAAACCUAAUAGUUCUCACCUCCUUCCAGCUCAGCUGAGUUUCUCCCCUUUCUACAGUGCUGCUUUUGGAAACAGUUGUCUCUGUUCCGGUGGCUCGAGAGAGAAAGUGCCUCUUAAGGGUUGAAGGGGUCUGAACCC